CCUUAAUAACUCAGUUUUCUCUCACUUUCUUUUGAUUGUUCUUCAUGUUGCUCUUCUCCAGUAAUUGAAAAGUUAAUCACCAAACUAUAAUAACUUUUGAUAAUAAAAAAAAAAAUUCUCUUUUACGUUCACUUUAAAUAAUAUAAACCAACACGAUAUGGCAGACAACAAGUUAUACAAUGUUCUUGGUGUACCAAGAAAUGCUAGUUAUCAUGAAAUUGAACAGUCUUAUAUGAAACUUUCAAAAGAGCUACACUCCGGCCAGCAUCCUGAUGCGGCAGAUAAAUUCAAAGAAAUUUCAUUUGCGUACGAAACCUUAUCCAAUCCAAAUAAACGUCCACUUUAUGAUAAUUAUGGUAUAAAAGGAGUUCAAGAAAGUGAAGAUCAAAUGAGUUCUGGUAAUCUUUUAUCAGAUUUAUUUGAGUCUCCAUUUACAUCUUUUGCAGAACCCAUGGGAUUUGGCGGUUUUGGUGGAUUUGGUGGAUUUGGAGGAUUCGGUGGAUUUGGCGGUUUUGGAGGUUUAGGAGGCAGAAGGAGACCUCAACGUGGAAAAGAUGUUAAUUAUCUUUUAAAAGUUACUUUAGAAGACUUAUAUAAUGGAAAUGCAGUAAACAUUACGAUAGGCAAUAACGUAGUUUGCACUGGAUGCAAUGGAGUUGGAUGUCCUGAAAAUGCUAUUAUUCCAUGUAGAGAUUGUGCUGGUCACGGAGUAAAAUUGACUGUUUGUGAAAUUGCUCAUGGUAUAUCCGUUCAUCGUAAAUCCCAAUGUAAUGCUUGCGAGGGAAAGGGACGGACAGUGAAUGAAAAAUUCGUAUGCACUGUUUGUAAUGGAAAAAAAGUUUUGUAUCACACUAGAAAUUUGGAAGUUAAUGUUGACAAAGGAAUGAGAGACACACAAAGAAUUUUAUUUAAAGGUGAAAAUGAACACACUCCUGGUACUCAACCUGGAGAUUUAAUUGUUAUUUUGGAGCAAAAGGUUCACGAUGUAUUCCACAGAUCUGGAGAUAAUCUCUAUUUGACGAAAACAAUUGGUUUAGCUGAAGCCCUUUGUGGAAUGAAUAUUGUAGUUAAACAUUUAGAUGGAAGAGAAUUGAUUAUUACUCAUCCACCUGGAUGUGUUAUUAAACCUGAUGAUGUGAAAGGAGUCGUAGGAGAAGGAAUGCCAGUUUACAGAAGUCCUUUUGAAAAAGGAAAUUUGUACGUUAAAUUCGACAUAACUUUUCCUGAUGACAAUUUCACAAGUGAAAAAGUUCUCCAGACUUUGAUGACAAUGUUCCCACCAAAUGCACCGGUCGUUAUUCCCGAAGACGUUGAGGAAGUUGAACUUGAAAAUUAUGAUCCAAAUUACAAAACUGAAUCUCAUGUACCGCGUUCCAGUGAAGCUUACGCUUCGGAUGAUGAUGAAGGUCCAGAAGUGCAAUGUGCACAUCAAUAAAAUUAUUUACUUUUUCCUAGCCUUAGAAAAUUAAAAAAAAAACAGCAGUUUACUAUCCAUAAGUAAAACAAGAAGGAAAUUAUAAAAAAAAAGAAACAAAUUUUGGUGUACUAUGCAUACCGAAAAUUUGUACGCCUGCAAAUAGAAGCGUCAAUAUUUUUCAGAUCUUUAAAAAAAAAAACUGUCUUAACUAAAAUCACACAUACAAGGAAAAAUGACAAUUUCAAUAAAUUAUUCUUUACAUUCUUUAUCCUGAUUGAGAACAUAUUGGAAAUUAUUACUAUUCUAUAUAGGUAUUUCUUUAACUCUUUCUUACAACAUGUCAGAUUUUAUAAAUUGUAUUAAAAAUCAAUUUGAACGGAUUUUUAAUUUUUAAGUAUUUUAUAAUUUUUAUCAAAAAAAAUCAAGUUACACUUUAAAUAUUGCAAUUUUCUUGAAAUUCUAGGUACAUACAUUUUAUCUUAUUAAAAUAAAAACAGUCAUUGUUUUCUUUUCAAUGACUAAUUUCAUUUUUGAGAUUAUGAACUCUGAUUGUUAUCGAUCAAGAGAUACUUUCUACGUAUGACAUAAGUACUUAAGUUUAUGCAAUUUAUAUAAAACUUAAUUGUUUAUGCAGAAUCAACAUCAUUUAAACAUUUUAUCAUUAAACUAAAAUAUUCGCUUUAUUUUUGGAAUGUCCAAUGGUUUUAUAUUUCCUUUUAGUAUAAUAGUUUUUUUUUUUUUUAAUAAAUCAAUAAUUUAUUUUUUAAUUAGAUCUAGUAAAUGUAUUUAAUAAUUUAUACGUACUUUAUAUAAUUGAUUUUUUAAGUAAGAUUUUACAGAAGCUUGUUAUUGGUUGUUAAUUAAGUUAAUGGAAAAAUCAAUGAGAAACUUAAAAAACGAAAUGUAAAACUACAGCAUCGUGAUUAUAAUUACUAGUGUCAAAUACGUUUUGACGAAAAAGGCUGCUGUAAAAUGUUUUUAAAUUAAAUUUUUUCUUUUUUAAAUAUAAUUCUUCUUCGUUUAUUUUUCAUAUUAGUGGUAUUAAUAAUUUAAUAGUAAUUAUGAAAUGUAUUACUACUUUUAAACAAUUUUUGUACUUUAGGAAAUAUUGUAAACAAAUUAAUGCAAGUAACGUGUGUUGCCAUCAUGGUUACGUUUAUGCUUAUAAUUUGUUUUUAUUAAAAAAAAUAAUUCAUGUUUAUUAUUAUUUGUAAUGUAUAUAUACUAUAUAGAAAAAAUUAGGUUACAAUUUUGGAAUAUUAUUAAAACUAGUAAUAAAUUUUAUUUAAAAAUCCA
Molecule: messenger RNA, 2713 nt
Organism: Leptopilina boulardi
Lineage: Eukaryota; Metazoa; Arthropoda; Insecta; Hymenoptera; Figitidae
Product: dnaJ homolog subfamily A member 2-like
Exons: 8
Coding region: 158-1435 (425 amino acids)
Biological process (GO): protein refolding
Cellular component (GO): cytoplasm; cytosol
Molecular function (GO): Hsp70 protein binding
Source: RefSeq, a predicted model, not a curated record